UGGGUGUGUGUAGCUAGCAUACAUCUCAGAUGAAGCAUCAGUCUGCCUUUAAACCUCGCCAGUGUUUCGUUCGCCUCAAUGUAAAGUGCUCCAGCACACGCACUCCCACGGCAGCCACCCGCGCCUCGGCACACAGACAGCUACUGAAGUGAAGGCGGAUGAUGAGAGGCUCAAGUCGCUCCAAGCACACGCAAAAUCUGGAUCGAACCGUAUGCAUGACCAACUGUCCCACCCUGAUAGUCACAGUGGGCCUGCCUGCCAGAGGAAAGACCUACAUAUCCAAGAAGUUGACCCGCUAUCUCAACUGGAUUGGAGUGCCCACCAGAGAGUUCAAUGUAGGGCAGUACAGAAGAGAGUAUGUGAAGAUCUACAAAUCCUUUGAGUUCUUCCGUCCAGACAACGAGGAGGGGUUGAAGAUCAGACAACAGUGUGCUUCUGCGGCACUGAAUGAUGUACGACAGUACCUCACAGAUGAAGGAGGCCAAGUAGCGGUUUUUGAUGCAACAAAUACUACCAGAGAGAGGAGGGAGACCAUCAUCCAGUUUGCUGAGCAGAACAGCUUUAAGGUGUUCUUUGUUGAGUCCGUUUGUGAAGACCCAGAUGUCAUUCAAGAAAACAUAGUGCAAGUGAAGCUUGGCAGCCCUGACUACUCUAACUGUAACACAGAGGAGGCCGUGGAAGACUUCAUGAAGAGGAUAAAGUGCUAUGAGAACUCAUACGAGACUCUUGAUGAAGUCCUGGACAGGGAUCUCUCCUACAUUAAGAUCAUGGAUGUUGGCCGGCGCUACCUGGUAAACCGUGUCUUGGAUCACAUUCAGAGCCGGAUCGUCUAUUACCUCAUGAAUAUCCACAUCACACCACGCUCCAUCUACCUGUGUCGCCAUGGCGAGAGUGAUCUCAACGUCAAGGGGCGAAUCGGGGGAGACUCCGGCCUCUCUGCCAGAGGCAAGGAGUUUGCUAAGUACCUGAGCCAGUUCAUCCAGGAACAGGGCAUCAGUGACCUGAAAGUGUGGACCAGCCAGAUGAAGAGGACCAUCCAGACGGCGGAGGCUCUUGGUGUGCCCUACGAACAGUGGAAAGUCCUCAAUGAGAUAGAUGCGGGUGUAUGUGAGGAAAUGAUGUAUGAGGAAAUCCAGGACCAUUAUCCCCUAGAGUUUGCCCUGAGGGACCAGGACAAAUACCGCUACCGCUACCCCAAAGGAGAGUCCUAUGAAGACCUGGUGCAGCGGUUGGAGCCGGUGAUAAUGGAGCUGGAGAGGCAGGAGAACGUGCUAGUCAUCUGUCACCAGGCUGUCAUGCGCUGCCUGCUUGCCUACUUCCUGGACAAGACUGCAGACGAGCUGCCUUACCUCAAGUGCCCAUUGCACACUGUGCUGAAGCUAACACCAGUGGCCUACGGCUGUAAGGUGGAGUCAAUCAGCCUAAAUGUGGAUGCAGUCAACACUCACCGAGAAAAACCAGAGAAUGUAAAUGUCCAUCGUACAACUGCAGAUGCCUUGCAGACCGUCCCAGCUCACUCAUGAUCCGGCUGCUGAGCUCAAGCCCAAUGGGGUUGAAGUUGGACACAUCUCUCUCUACUUGCCUCUCAAAGAACCUUGUCGUGGUCUGUUCACCUUCCCCAGUCUGCACAACCCACUGACACUGGUGAUUGGUUUAUGGGGCUUCCUCUCACUUAUGCCCCAAGCACACUUUUCUCUCGCUCUUGCUUGUCUGUAAGAAAGGACUCAGUACUGUGAAUUAUCCAGGAGAUAAGCUGAACAUAACGUGUAUCGUAUGUUUGGGCCUCGGAGUCUGUAUUUGAAAGUUGCCUACUUCCUCAGAGCCAGUAGACUGCAAAGCUGAUAGUCUGUUUGAUAGAAGGAAUACCGUCUUGCACAACAGGGUUUCAAACACGGCUCGUGAUGUAAUCCUUGCUUCUUGUUACUGUAUUUUAUUUGGUUUCACUGUGUUAUUUGUGUAUGGCAACAAUACUGAGAGGUUACAGUAAUUUAUUUUUGUUCAGUAUUAGCUGUGAUUCUUUUAACAAUCAUCGUGAUUAACUUUGACACGUUUGUGUCCCUGUAUUGUCCAAUCAUUUUAAAUGAAGAUGCCGUUUAGUAUGUGCAGUUUUAGUUUCAAACCUAUAUAUGCUUACUAUGAAGGUACUCCAGUUGUAUUGACUGAUUUGAUUAAUCAACGGUAUAAAAGUUUGAUUAUCCCCUAGUGGCAAUUAUUGUGGUAUAGCUGUUGUUCUUUUACAUUGGUUUGUAAAAUGGCUGUGAUGUGCAGCUAAUGAGUUGUGUGUCCUGUUCACGGUGACACGCUGUAGGGAAGAUAAUUAAAAAUGUUAAUCUUUCACACAUGCAUUCAAUGAAAAUGAAACAUGCCCACGUUUUUUUAUCAAGUUGUGAACACAUCUGAUUUCAUGAAUUUUUUUUGCAAUGCUCAAUAAUUAAAAUCAGUCGUUGCAUGGGUCAUUACUUCAAAAUGUGUACCCCUGCCAAGCUGCAAGAUAAUAAAGAUGUGUUAUUUUUAUACACA
Molecule: messenger RNA, 2520 nt
Organism: Lampris incognitus (smalleye Pacific opah)
Lineage: Eukaryota; Metazoa; Chordata; Actinopteri; Lampriformes; Lampridae
Product: 6-phosphofructo-2-kinase/fructose-2,6-bisphosphatase 4-like
Exons: 14
Coding region: 159-1523 (454 amino acids)
Biological process (GO): fructose 2,6-bisphosphate metabolic process; fructose metabolic process
Cellular component (GO): cytosol
Molecular function (GO): 6-phosphofructo-2-kinase activity; fructose-2,6-bisphosphate 2-phosphatase activity; ATP binding
Source: RefSeq, a predicted model, not a curated record